This is a messenger RNA of Penicillium macrosclerotiorum, 1479 nucleotides long. Its product is annotated as ERG4/ERG24 ergosterol biosynthesis protein. Gene Ontology annotation, molecular function: Delta24(24-1) sterol reductase activity. The record is from RefSeq and is a predicted model, not a curated record. NCBI's taxonomy places the organism in Eukaryota, Fungi, Ascomycota, Eurotiomycetes, Eurotiales, Aspergillaceae. The transcript has 2 exons. Gene Ontology annotation, cellular component: endoplasmic reticulum membrane. Bases 1 to 1479 code for a protein of 492 amino acids. Gene Ontology annotation, biological process: ergosterol biosynthetic process.
AUGGCUACCAAUACCGGCGUCAAAUCUCGGAAGCAACAAAACAAAGAUCAGGCAACCAUUGAGAAAUUCAGCGAUGCGGAUGAGAAGACGAAUAAUGGCUUCGCAAAAGAGCACAUCACAGGUGGCUGGCGACCUGGUAUGGAUCCCAGGGUCGACUACUCAGGGCAUUUCGAGUUUGGUGGCUCUUGGGGGUGCCUGGCGGUCAUGAUAGUCUUUCCUCUCCUGAUGUACUACAUGUGGAUCGGUGCGACUUACUACGAGGGAAAGUUCCCUUUGCCUGAAGCAGAUCAGUCUUGGGUAGAUUUUGUGAAGCAUCUCGGCCACUUGAUUCACACGGGCGCUUUCCCUCACCUCCGAGCGUGGCGGAUCUACUGGGUCUAUUUCAUCUUUGAGGCCGCUUGUUACAUUCUGAUGCCAGGAUUCACUUGUUAUGGCAAGCCUCUACUUCACCUUGGUGGCAAGCAACUGAAAUACCACUGUUCCGCCUAUAGCAGCUUCUACUUAACAAUUGUUGUGAUGGCUGUGUUACAUGGUUCGGGACUGUUCCCAAUUCAUACAUUUUUGGAUGAAUUUGGUCCAUUGAUGUCAGUUGCCAUGAUCUCUGGAUUCCUUAUGAGCGUGGUGACCUAUAUUUCUGCCUUUGCUCGCGGGGCUCAACACCGUAUUACCGGCUACCCUAUCUAUGACUUCUUCAUGGGCGCAGAGCUCAAUCCUCGGCUCUUUGGCAUCCUGGAUUUCAAAAUGUUCUAUGAAGUGCGUAUCCCAUGGUUUAUUCUGUUCGGUCUGAGCUGCGCGGCAGCUACGCGUCAGUAUGAGCGAUACGGAUAUGUUUCUGGUGAAGUUCUUUUCCUGGUCAUGGCACACUACACUUAUGCCAACGCUUGCUCUAAGGCUGAGCAUCUGAUCACCACCACCUGGGAUAUGUACCAGGAAAAGCUUGGAUUCAUGUUGACUUUCUGGAACAUGGCCGGCGUUCCUAUGUCCUAUUGCCAUUGCACCCUGUACCUGGCGAACCACGACCCGUCCACAUAUGCAUGGAAUAAGUAUGGGCUAGCUGCUUUGUUCAUUUCUUAUCUCUUCGUCUACUGGGUCUGGGACACCGCCAAUGGCCAGAAGAACUCUUUUCGAAUGAUGGAGCGUGGUACUUGGGUGAAGCGCAACACUUUCCCUCAACUUCCCUGGCAGGAGGUUCAUAACCCCAAGACCAUUGUGAGCGAGAACGGAGACACGAUUCUAGCAGAUGGAUGGUAUGGACUGGCACGGAAAGUGCACUACAGCUGUGAUAUGUUUUUCGCUCUUUCAUGGGGCCUAGUCACUGGCUUCAAUAGCCCAUUCCCUUGGUUCUAUCCGGUCUUUUUCUGUAUCAUGAUUGCUCACCGAGCCAUGCGAGACAUCAACAAGUGCAGACAUAAAUAUGGCGAUGCAUGGAAACAGUAUGAAAAGCAGGUUCCAUAUCUGUUCAUUCCGUAUGUGAUCUAG